Messenger RNA from Magnolia sinica, 4362 nucleotides. RefSeq names its product lysine-specific demethylase REF6. NCBI's taxonomy places the organism in Eukaryota, Viridiplantae, Streptophyta, Magnoliopsida, Magnoliales, Magnoliaceae. Gene Ontology annotation, molecular function: histone H3K4me/H3K4me2/H3K4me3 demethylase activity. The coding region runs from base 99 to 4121 and encodes 1340 amino acids. The transcript has 7 exons. Gene Ontology annotation, biological process: chromatin remodeling. The record is from RefSeq and is a predicted model, not a curated record. Gene Ontology annotation, cellular component: nucleus.
UUUUUUUUUUUUUUUUUUAAAUGUUCAUCUCCAUUUCUUGUUUCAGCAGCAGUAUGAAAACCAGCCAAUGAAAAUAUCUUCGUCCUUCUUCUCCUUCAAUGGCAGCAGCAGCAGCUCCAGACCCAACUCCAGAAAUCCUUCCAUGGCUGAAAUCCCUUCCUGUAGCCCCAGAAUACCACCCCACCCUGGCAGAAUUUCAAGACCCUAUCUCCUACAUUCUCAAGAUCGAGCCCGAAGCGUCCAAAUUCGGCAUCUGCAAGAUCGUGCCCCCACUCCCACCUCCGCCCAAGAAAACUGCAAUCUCCAACCUCAACCGCUCCUUCGCGGCCCGCCACCCCUGUAGCCAUCCCACAUUCAACACCCGCCAGCAGCAGAUCGGGUUCUGCCCCCGCAAGCCCCGCCCCGUGCAGAAGCCCGUCUGGCAGAGCGGCGAGACCUACACCCUGCAGCAGUUUGAGGCGAAGGCAAGGCAGUUUGAGCGGGUCCACCUGAAGAGGGGUGGGAAGCGGGCCCCAUCCGCACUGGAGAUCGAGAGCCUAUUCUGGAAGGCAUGCGCGGACAAGCCUUUCUCAGUGGAGUACGCGAAUGACAUGCCUGGGUCUGCUUUCGCAGCUGCCAGUGGGAAGAAGUGCGGGGAGACGGUGGGGGAGACCGCGUGGAAUAUGAGGGGGGCAUCAAGGGCAAAAGGGUCAUUGUUGAGGUUCAUGAAGGAGGAGAUACCAGGGGUGACAUCUCCAAUGGUGUAUGUUGCGAUGAUGUUUAGCUGGUUUGCAUGGCAUGUUGAGGACCAUGAUUUGCAUAGUUUGAAUUACUUGCAUAUGGGAGCAGGGAAGACGUGGUAUGGUGUGCCGAGGGAUGCUGCUGUCGCAUUUGAGGAGAUUGUCAGAGUACAUGGUUAUGGCGGUGAAGUCAAUCCCAUCGUUACUUUUGCUAUUCUUGGAGAAAAGACCACUGUCAUGUCCCCUGAAGUGCUCAUUGGUGCGGGAAUCCCUUGCUGCAGAUUGGUGCAAAAUGCUGGAGAAUUUGUAGUCACUUUCCCAAGAGCAUAUCAUUCCGGGUUCAGUCAUGGAUUUAAUUGUGGCGAGGCGGCAAAUAUUGCAACUCCUGAAUGGCUGAGAGUUGCCAAAGAAGCUGCAAUUCGUAGGGCUUCAAUUAAUUAUCCUCCUAUGGUGUCUCAUUUUCAACUGUUGUAUGCACUUGCUCUAUCAUUAUGUUCAAGGAUACCCAUGAGCAUCAGUAGUGAGCCACGGAGCUCCAGACUUAAAGAUAAGAAGAGAAGUGAAGGAGAGAUUAUGGUCAAAGAGCUAUUUGUGAAGAAUGUGAUACAAAAUAAUGAACUACUUCAUAUUCUUCUUGAGAAAGGAUCUUCUUGCAUCAUUCUUCCACAAAAUUCUUCCGAUGUUUCUUUGUCAUCAAAUGCUCGUGUUGGAUCUCAAAUAAAGGUAAAACCCAGGUUAUCACUUGGUUUAUGCAGUCCUGAGGAAGCCAUGGAAGCCUCGAAAAAUUUAUUUUCUGAAGAUAUCAUGCUAGACAUGAAUACAGAGCCAGGGCAUUUAAAUGGUUUUGGUUCAAUGAAGGGAAAGUCUGUUACAUUAUGCCAAGGAAGAAGGAUUCCCUCUGUAAAAUACAGCCAAUAUGGCACUGAUGAUUUGUACAGUUCUACUUCAGACUUGCAGAACAUGGACAGUGAGAAAGAAGGUACAUGCCAAGGUGAUGGAUUGUUAGGUCAAGCACUAUUCGCAUGUGUGACAUGUGGAAUAUUGAGCUUUGCAUGCGUGGCUGUUGUUCAACCCCGAGAAGCAGCAGCUAGAUACCUCAUGUCUGCUGACUGCAGUAUCUUUAGUGAUCAGAUCAUUGACACUGGAGUAACUACUGACUUGCAUGACAUUGCUAAUGGGAUCACGAACAAUUCCAAUCUGAAUACAUGUUCAGGGCGGAUGGAGAAGGAUGACAAGGGCGUCUUGUACGAUAUCUUGGUUCAGUCUGCUGACUAUCAAGUCCAACUUGUAGAUCAAAGGGCUGAACCGGCUUCGGAUACUAAAGUAAAAGCCGUUUCCUCUCUUGAUCUGUUAGCUUUUGCUUAUGGUGAUUCAUCAGACUCUGAGGAGGAAGCAGUUCGAUCUGAGAUAUCUGCAUUUGCUGAUGAAAACAAUUUGACAGACAUUUCAUUAGCAUCUAACCAUGAUGUGCAGUUGCAAUCUUCACAUACAAUUUUGUCAUCCAAAUACAGCAGUUUGAGCAAAGUUCAAACUGAGGAUACGGAACUUUUUGAAUGUUCCCUUCAGGAUAACAUGGGAAAUCCAAUAUCAGUGGAACCACACAGGUUAGCGGGUACAAAUAGAAACCUGAAAACACCAGUCAGCUUGCUUCCAUCCAUAGGAGUUUCAAACUCCCCAGAGGUAGGUGGCAAGGAAUUGGAUAGUAGCUGCGUCACAUGCAUUGGAACUUCGAAAGUACAUCAUUGUGAUUUCAAGAUGGACGAUCCAGAUUUUGAUUCCGCAGAUUUCUCCAUGCAUUGUGGUCCUGCCCGCUCCAUUUCAAAUAGGGCAGCAACUGGAAAGUUUGUUGAAACAGCCCAGUUCGGCAACAUUGAUACAGCAAAGAACCCACACAUACCAUUUACGCAGAGAUCUGACAAGGACUCUUCUAGAAUGCAUAUUUUUUGUCUUGAACAUGCUACGGAGGUAGAAAAGCAGCUUCGUCAAAUAGGUGGAGUGCAUAUGAUGCUUCUCUGUCAUCCGGACUAUCCCAAAGUAGAAGCACAAGCAAAAUCAUUGGCAGAUGAAUUGGGUAUUAAUCAUCUCUGGAAGGAUAUCUCGUUCAGGGAACCCAAUGAGGUUGAUAAGGAAAAUAUCCGGUUAGCAUUGGAAGAUGAGGAAGCGAUACCAGGUAAUGGGGAUUGGGCAGUUAAGCUGGGCAUCAAUCUCUACUACAGUGCGAGCCUCUGCAAAUCCCCUCUCUACAGCAAGCAGAUGCCAUACAAUUCAGUCUUAUACAAGGCGUUUGGUCGCAGUACACCUGACAACUCCCCAACAAAACCUAAGGUUUUUGAGAGGAGGCUCAGCAGGCAGAAGAAAAUAGUCGUCGCGGGCAAAUGGUGCGGCAAGGUCUGGAUGUCAAACCAGGUUCAUCCCUAUCUUGCUCAGAGAGAAACUGAAAAAGAAGAGCAUGUAAAAGAAUUCUGCAAUCAAGGUGUGGAUUGGAAGCUGGAGGCAUGUUCAGACACUGGCAUAAAAGAAUUAUGCAACCAAGGUGUGGAUCAGAAGCAUGAGUCAGAUUCGGACAGUGGUGAGGCUGAGCAAGAGACUGUUUGUGGAAGGAACCUGCUCCCAUGCAAAGUAACUGCUGCUAUCACAAGAAAAUCUGGAAAGAGGAGGGGAAGGCCGUUUGAAAGGGUGGAUACUAAGAAACCCAAGUGUCUUUUCCAAUUGGAAGACGAUGUUGAGAUUGCAGAAGAUUUACCUGAGAAUCCCUCACUGCAAUGUGAAAGGAUUCUUCGAAGCGGGAGGAUGAAAUGCGGGUCCCCACCCCUGCAUAAUGGUCGUGAGAGGAACAGCGGCCAGGGUAGUCUGAAUCUGAAAGACGAGACUGAAGGAGGUCCUAGUACCCGCCUUCGAACAAGGCCUCCAAAGCCCAAAGAAGGGAGAGUGAAAGUCAAUAUGGAGGUUGUUAGAGUCAAACCAGUUGGCGAGAGGCCAAUUGGGAAGAAAGCUAAGAAGACCACAGGUAAUGCUGACUUAGUAGUGAAGGAUGAUGAAGCGGAAUAUCAGUGUGAUGUUGAGGGGUGCUUGAUGGGCUUUAGCACGAAGCAAGAUCUGGCAUUGCACAAGCGCAAUAUCUGCCCUGUCAAGGGGUGCGGAAAGAAGUUCUUCUCUCACAAGUAUCUGGUGCAGCACCGGCGGGUCCAUAUGGACGACCGCCCUCUCAAGUGCCCAUGGAAAGGGUGCAGGAUGACGUUCAAGUGGGCAUGGGCUAGGACAGAGCACAUCAGGGUGCACACAGGGGCUCGCCCAUAUAUGUGCCGGGAGGCAGGUUGUGGUCAGACAUUCCGGUUCGUGUCGGAUUUCAGCCGUCACAAGCGGAAGACGGGCCAUUCAGUGAAGAAGAAGGGGAGAGGAUGACGACAAUUUCAGCCAGGAUGCAAUUUAAUUUAAUUUUUGUAUUCUGACCGGAGGGGGUUGUAAAGUAAUUGGCUGAUGAAUUGUCAUUGAUAAGAGGGGAGUAGGAUAGGUCAAGGAUUCUGUAAUUUUUUCUCUUCUUUCCUUUCCUUAUAAGAACUAAUGUUUUUGCCUGGGCUUUUAUUAAGCCCACCCAAUUACUUAGAAUCACAGCAAUCGCUGGGAACGAUCCAGCAUCUUCAAA